UAUCCUACCAAUCAAACUUGUACAUGACUAAACACUAGUCCUUAAGAAAGGAGGACUCUGGGCUGUACUACUCCAGACAGCAUUCAGACAGUACGGCACGCGGACCUAACUUAUAUGCUACGUCUGCAAGUUCGUUUAGCUUCGUAGACAAAAAGAGACAGUUCUUUUUGCCGUAGAAUACUUUUCUUUUUUUCAUUGACAAAGUGUGGAAAUGGCCUUAAACGAGACCAUUUUACCAUCGAUUUCAACAUUUGCGAGCCAAAAGGACAGAAUCUGGCAAAGCGGCUGGAAAACUGAAAUGAAUCCGCAUUCCAGUUGCUCCAUGCCUGACAUUGUACCAAACAUGGACAACUGCUUAGGAAGGAAAGACGAUGAAGAUCUGGGCAAUUAUCUGGAUCUGGAUUUUAUUCUCGCGAACACCACCGGCUCGGAAAGCGCGGCGGCGCUGAAUGCGGGGGCUGGAGCCGAGUUCAGGCUGGCAGAAGCCAGCAGCCUGUACCAGUCCGCAGCUGCCUACUCGGUGUCCGAGCAGAGUAACCCCCCACCACCGUACAGCAGCAGUCUCAUGUCGGAGCUUCUGAGAUCCGAGGUCGACACCUACUGCAUGCCUACCAACAGCGUUCAGGGAAGGUUUGUGGUCACCUCAACGAAUUUUCCUAACCAGGACUUUGCAGACAACGUCAAAGUGGAACCAUCCAUGGAAAGUUUCGGACCAGUCAUGGGCAUGGUCGCUCAGAGCUGUCCAAAAAUCAAACAAGAGGGCAACGUUUCGUGCAUGAUGUCCUUCGAGCAGCCAAGAUUAGCCAGCUCCCCGCAGGCGGCCGGGAACAUGACUCCGCCGCUCAGCCCGGACGACCUGAUGAGCUCCGACGGCCAGUCCCACAUGUGCCGCGCCAUGACCUUCGCACAGGGAUACCCCCCCGUCGCGCCUUUCCCUCACUGCCACCUCAGCCAGCCGCCACAGAUCCAGCUGCCUUACCAGAGUUCGCACCAGUUCGGCUUAUACGACGACGGCCACGGCAUGCAGGCGGGGGGACAGAGAGCGCCGCUCACGCCGCCGUCCUCGCCGCUGGAGAUGCUGGAUGCCAAGCCCAAGAGGGGUCGCCGUUCCUGGCCGCGGAAGCGCACCGCGACUCACACCUGCACUUUCGCCGGCUGUGGGAAAACUUACACCAAGAGCUCUCACCUAAAAGCCCACCACCGGACGCACACGGGAGAAAAGCCGUACCACUGCAGCUGGGAGGGCUGCGGCUGGAAGUUCGCUCGGUCCGACGAGCUGACCCGCCACUUCCGCAAGCACACCGGGCACCGGCCCUUCCAGUGCCACCUGUGCGAACGCGCCUUCUCCCGCUCCGACCACCUGGCGCUGCACAUGAAGCGGCACAUGUGAAGCGCCCCCUGCGCCCCCGGACUCUAUAACUGCGGCCGCAGCCGCUGAUCUUCGGACUGCCUGAACAAAUGAACGUGGAAAAUGUUUCAAAGAAUUAUAUUGUUGUUUUAAUUUAAUUUUUUAAAGACAAAAACAGAGGACUGUUGACUUUGCAUUUAUAUAUAAAUAUUAUAUUAAACAAUGUAGCUGGUACUACUUUGGUUCAGAAAGAAAAAAACUUUUUUUCCCUCCCUGGAAAAUCGUUUGACGACUGUUGUGUUACUGUGCAGUGUUUGUUUUCCGCAAACACAUUAGUCUGCCAAGCUGGCCUUAAGUACGUCUCUGAUGCAACUGGAACCAGACGUGAAAUGUAGUGUACAUUGCUAAAAUGGUGUAAUUGUCUCAAUAGUGCCUUUCCAUCCAACGUCUUACAUAACUUACCAAUUCCAUAUUGUCUGUGAGUUAAAAAAUGUUUUUAUAUAUAUAUUUGAUAAAAUCAUAAACAGCACAAGAAAUAAGUUUAAAAGACAACGUUUUUUUCUUAAAACUGCCUUCUGGCCUGACGGCUUGAAUGUUAAUUGUGUUUUUGUAUUGGAUAUUUUAUGACGUCAGGGUCUUUAAAUUUGUAAAUUCUUCUAUUUAAACGAAAGGGCACACAGGUCUUUUACAGACUAAAGUUACACUAUUGACACAGGGCUACAUUUCUUGUGCAUUACAAACAUGUAUAUAAUUUGUCUUCAGACUGAAAUCUUUAUAUUCAUGUAAAUAAUUGAACAUGUAAAUAAUGUAUAAUUUAUGUACAUAUUAAAAUAAAUUGACAGUA
Molecule: messenger RNA, 2192 nt
Organism: Brienomyrus brachyistius
Lineage: Eukaryota; Metazoa; Chordata; Actinopteri; Osteoglossiformes; Mormyridae
Gene: klf2a
Product: Kruppel-like factor 2a
Exons: 3
Coding region: 212-1390 (392 amino acids)
Biological process (GO): regulation of transcription by RNA polymerase II
Molecular function (GO): RNA polymerase II cis-regulatory region sequence-specific DNA binding; DNA-binding transcription factor activity, RNA polymerase II-specific
Source: RefSeq, a predicted model, not a curated record